GCUAGCUAAACAUUUAUUUAGGAAGUAAUUUUUUAUUAUUUUAAAACUAAAUGUUUAUCCAAGCUACACAGCUAAAUAUUAAGUUUUUAAAUUGGAUAUUUAUCUCACUUAGAGCUAAAUAUUUAGUUUAAAAACUUUACAUUUUUGAUUUAGAUUUCAGCAGCAACAUCUUGGAUCUUAAUGAAACAAAACAGAAGUUUGGAUUCUGAUGGUUCUGGAAGUUUCCAUCACUUUAUUUCUGGUUCUGGUCCAGAGCCUAAGCCUGCAGUGUUCUGGUUGAGCAGCAGAGGGCGCUGCAGCAGCACCCAGCAGGACUCUGCGCCUCCUGGAUGCUGCGGCUCUGCGGCGGCUCUCUGCGGCGUCGCCAUGGGAACGCUGCUGUCUCUGCCUCCCGGCUGCCGAUCCGCUGCGGCGGCGGCUUUGAAGGAGCCGCCGGAGGUUCCUGAUGAUGAGGAGGAGAAGAAGACACGCUCUGUGCUGCUGCAGGCGCUGCGCUGCAGGAAGCGGCUGGCGGCGUUGGGCUCCAGGGGGAAGUCGGCCCCUAAGGGCCCCAAGGUCAGAGCGCGGCCCUGGCAGGAGGAGCAGAUGUGCAUCAGGAGGCUGGUGGUUCAGGCCUCCACAGGCGAGCUUCUCCGCUGUCUGUCCGACUUCCUGCGCCGGCGCUGCGUCAAGCUGAAGGAGUUUCCGUCCAAUCGGAUCGUCGUCUGGCUGAGGAACGUGGAGCGAGCGCUGCUGCUGCAGGGCUGGCAGCAUCGGGGCUUCCUCAGCCCGGCCAGCCUCGUCUUCGUCUACCUGCUCUGCAGAGACGCGGUGGACGAGGACACGGCCUCGGAGCAGGAGCUCCACGCCACCUUCCUCACCUGUCUCUACCUGGCCUACUGUUACCUGGGCAACGAGAUCUCUUACCCCAUGAAGCCGUUCCUGGUGGAGUCCAGCCGCGACGUCUUCUGGGAGCGAGCGCUGGAGGUCAUUGAGCAUCUGAGCGCCGACAUGCUGCGCCUCAACACCGAACCGCGAUUCUUCACCGAGGUUUUCCAGGACCUGAAGAGACACAGCGCCGGCGGCAGCGGCAGCAGCAGCGGCGGCGGCAGCGGCGGGAGCGGCAGCAGCGGCGGCGGGAGCGGCAGCAGCAGUGGGAACAGCAGCAGUGGGGACGGCGGCAGUGGGGACGGCGGCAGCAGGACCCAUAGGACAGAGAACCGAAGGAUGGACGACCUGGACUGAAAGACCCGCAUGGGCUGAUGCAGCUUCCUAUUAAGGCUCUCUUGGCAACUAUAUCGGUACCGAACUCUUAGGACUGGUUUUGAUUCACCAGAACCUCCUCAGGUACGAAUAGGUCCAGAAGAAGGCCUGGACGGAUCUGUCUCUGGGCUUCAGAACCGGACAGCAGGACACACCUCAUCCCCAGUAGAACCACUAGAUCCAGUUCGACUGAUGAUCAAAAUGCAACAUUUGCUACAUUUUCAGCUAGUUUGGUUCUUUCAAACUGAACUGGGUCAAACAAUCCAAACUAGCUGAAAACCUGUUCCCCUCCUGGCCUGUGGGGGCGCUGCACCAGGAACCCAACGGAAAGAUGUCAGAUUUGAUCUGCUUGGUGUUCACAUUCAUCCAAAGGAUUGAUAAAAUAUUCUUACUUCCCCAAACGAACCGGACUUUGACUAGGCCAACAGACUGGAUUCGGAUUAAACAGGAUUAAACAGGGAUGGUGUGAAUUCAGCACAAAAUUACAAUGGAUUACAACAAAUGCCAAAAUAUGAAGAACAAACUAAUUAUUUACCCAAACAAACACAGAUCUGUGAAAACUAUGCAGUAGAUUGACUUAUUUUUGUAGCCUGAUUAGCUUAGCGUAGCUUAACUGUAUACAACUCAACUUUUAUCACCACUAUGCUAACUGACUUAUUGAGUGAAAAUGAUUGAAACAUUAUAUACAGUUUAAUUAAACAACCGUUUAAAUACCUUUUUUCUCAUCUAUUGAGUUUUUAUUAUUAUUAUUAACCAUUAUUUACAUCAACCCACCAAAUGGUAUUAAAGACAUGAAAUACCUGAGCUGUAAUGUCAUGUAUUUGCAUGUAAAUGUUCAUUAAUAUAUGUUCCAUUUUAUAAAAAAUAAACUUGAAACAAUCAACUAAAAUAGAUAUUAAUGGCGGUUUUUAAACUAAAGAGGAAUUUCUGCAGUGUGGAGAAAAUGCUAAUCUC
Molecule: messenger RNA, 2196 nt
Organism: Poeciliopsis prolifica (blackstripe livebearer)
Lineage: Eukaryota; Metazoa; Chordata; Actinopteri; Cyprinodontiformes; Poeciliidae
Product: cyclin-dependent kinase 5 activator 2-like
Exons: 3
Coding region: 181-1224 (347 amino acids)
Biological process (GO): brain development; activation of protein kinase activity; positive regulation of cyclin-dependent protein serine/threonine kinase activity
Cellular component (GO): protein kinase 5 complex; cytoplasm
Molecular function (GO): cyclin-dependent protein serine/threonine kinase activator activity; protein kinase binding
Source: RefSeq, a predicted model, not a curated record